Messenger RNA from Anopheles maculipalpis, 1665 nucleotides. RefSeq lists its product as uncharacterized. Lineage: Eukaryota; Metazoa; Arthropoda; Insecta; Diptera; Culicidae. The transcript is spliced from 3 exons. The coding region runs from base 1 to 1665 and encodes 554 amino acids. The record is from RefSeq and is a predicted model, not a curated record.
AUGGCCAAAAGGCUUUGGCCCAUUUUGAACAUAACCUUACGCCGAUCAUGCCACCUGCACCACUCAGCAACAGCACACUCCUCACGAAGUGUGCCACGGAAACGAUCGAUAACGCGCGGAAUUGCAUACGGACUGACCGGGUGCAUAGCCGGUGCCACCACGUACGAUGGUUUGGCGAACGGGUUCGAAAACGUGCACGGUGCCCAACGGUUCGCACGCUCGUUUGCCAUCGGUCUCAGCAUAACGCUCGAUUAUGCCUGGAGCUUGUACGGUUUGCAGGAAGGUGACGGCCGAUACGAAACAGUACUGCCCGAGAUUCACCUACGUUCGGCGAAAAAAUUGCUCGACGGAUGCCUCGCCAACGGUGGGCUGUACAUUAAAAUCGGUCAAGGUGUGGCGGCUAUUAAUCACAUCAUACCGAAGGAGUACGUCGAUACGCUGCGCCAGCUCGAGGAUCGCUGCCUAGCCCGGCAGCCGGGCGAAGUGCGGUCACUGUUCAUAGAAGAUUUUGGCUGCCCGCCGGAAGAGCUGUUUGCCAGCUUCCAGUAUGAACCAAUAGCGGCCGCCAGCUUGGCGCAAGUGUUCCGUGCCGUGACGAAAUCGGGCGAACAGGUUGCGGUCAAGGUUCAGUACGCCGAUCUGCGUAAGCGGUUCGAGGGCGAUCUGCGCACGAUCAGCUUCCUACAGAAGCUGGUUGCGUUGGUGCACAAAAAUUACAACUUCGGAUGGAUCGUUGACGAUCUGCAGGGAACGCUCCGGGAGGAGCUGGAUUUUGUGCACGAGGGCAAAAACGCCGAACGAUGCGCGAACGAUUUGGCCCGGUUUGCGUUCGUCUACGUGCCGAAGGUCCUGUGGCAGUUGACGAACGAACGCAUCCUAACGACGGAAUUUAUCGACGGGUGCAAGAUAAGUGAUCUUGAUUCGAUUGCAGCAAUGCAGCUCGAUCUGUCUCUGGUCGAUAGGAAUCUGUUUACUGCGUUCGGACAGCAAAUCUUUUCGACCGGUUUCGUUCAUGCCGACCCACACCCGGGGAACGUUUUCGUGCGACAGGAUCCAUCGAAUGCGAAGCGUGUGCAGCUGGUGCUACUUGAUCAUGGACUGUACGAGCAGCUCGAUCCGACGGUACGGGAAAAUCUGUGCCGCUUUUGGGAAGCGAUCGUACUGCGGGACCACGCGGCAAUGCAGCACUACUCGAACGCGCUGCACGUGGCCGACUAUCGUACGUUUGCGGAAAUACUGUUACAGCGGCCGCUCGAGCUGAAGAGUGGCAAGUUCGCUACACGGCUCACCGAACAAGAUCUGGCGUACAUGGCAAAGCAGGCGAAGGAGCACUUUGAUCGCAUCAUGGGCACACUAAAGUCUAUGCCAAGGAAUUUAAUUCUCGUUUUACGCAAUCUAAAUACGAUACGCUCGAUCGCACGGGACCACGGUGAUCCCAUCGAUCGACCCACCGUACUGGCACGCUGUGCGUUGUCUGCCCUCUGUCCAUCUCGACGCAAUGUACGCAACUUUCUGUGGGUCACUUUUCGCAAGUUACGCUUGGAGUUUCUGCUGUGGCGACAAUCAUUCCAUUAUUGGAUCGUAUCGAGCUAUCUCCGGCUGCUGACGAGAGUUGGACGUUCGCCGGACACUUCACAUCUGAUGAAUAUUAAUAUUGACGUAUAA